AUGGCCACACGCGUUCGACCGAGUGUGAAAAAGUGCCUUGUUAUCGGAGGAUCCGGUUUCCUGGGCAGACAUCUGGUGGAGAAGCUGUUGGACCGAGGUUAUGCAGUCUCUGUAUUUGACAUCCGCCAAAACUAUGAACUGCCCAAUGUUAUAUUUUACCAGGGAGAUCUCUGUGACAAGCAAGCUCUGUUGUCAGCUCUAAAGGAUGUAUCUUUGGUUUUCCAUUGUGCCUCUCCAGCACCUGCCAGUGACAACAGAGAACUGUUUGAAAGGGUCAAUAUUCAGGGCACGGGCACCGUCAUUCAGGCUUGUAAAGAAUCGGGAGUUAAGAAAAUGGUUUUAACAAGCAGUGCCAGUGUGGUGUUUGAGGGUACUGAUAUAAAGAAUGGAACAGAGGGUCUGCCAUACGCCAAGAAGCCUAUUGACUACUACACGCAGACCAAGAUCAAGCAAGAGAAGAUGGUUCUUGAAGCAUAUGACAGCGAAAGCGGUUUUCUAACAGUUGCCAUUCGACCUCAUGGCAUAUUUGGCCCGAGGGACCCACAGUUGGUCCCUAUAUUGGUAGACACAGCCCGCAGAGGAAAAAUGAAAUUUAUUAUUGGCGAUGGGACCAAUCUAGUGGACUUCACCUUUGUAGAGAAUGUGGUUCAUGGACACAUCCUGGCAGCUGAGCGCCUCAAGGCAGACUCUCCAAUUUGUGGAAAAGCAUAUCAUAUCACCAAUGACGAACCAAUCCGCUUUUGGGACUUCAUGUCUGAGAUCCUGGUGGGGCUGGGAUAUCCUGCUCCCCGCUAUCACCUGCCCUAUCUCUUUGUUUAUGGACUCGCCCUUCUGCUGUGGCUGCUGGCUUUGCUCUGUAGUCCUUUAAUCUCUUUCAAACCCACGUUUACACCAAUGAGAGUGGCUCUAGCCGGAACACAUCAUUACUACAGCUGUGAGCGGGCCAAGGAGGAUAUGGGCUACAGUCCAGUCGUCACUUUGAAAGAGGGAAUAAAGCGCACAGUGGAGAGUUAUCCUCACCUCAGACAAGGAGCAUGA
This is a messenger RNA of Knipowitschia caucasica, 1038 nucleotides long. Lineage: Eukaryota; Metazoa; Chordata; Actinopteri; Gobiiformes; Gobiidae. The record is from the annotation of a GenBank genome assembly.